CAAUAAAUUCGACAGACGUCGAAUCCUCGUGCUUUUCGGAGCUUAGUCACAGGCGAGAGCAGUCGAGUCGGCACCGAGCGGAACGCAGCGCAGCACAGCACAGCGGAUCGGGCCAGGGCACGGCAGCGACGAAGGACGAAGGACGAGGACGACUGACUGACAGACUGACUGCUACAUGAACUGAGGGUGGCGGAGCGGAGUGGAGUGGAGUGGAACGGAGCCGAGCCGAGCUGAGGAGACGGGGUGGAGACGAGGGGAGGUGUAUUCGAUUGAGUUCACGGAAGUCGUUAGCUGUCAUUUUCGCUGGAUGAGGUUGUACUAGAUCCAUGAACGGAGGGCGUGGAGAUUGAGCACAGAUCUUGAGUGAGGUAGAGUGAGAUUAGGGGCAGGUGUGGUCGUGUGUGAGCAUUUUUGGAUCUCAUCGUGGAACGAGGACGACGCAGCAGCAGCAGCAGCAGCAGCAGCAGAGAAGAAGAGACAGACAGACUCGAGCAGAAGUGCGACCGAGUUGCGAGCGAGCAGCAGCAGCAGGGUUGUGAGUGAGUGAGCACAGCACACCACCGCACCGGCCCCAGCAGAUUGGCUGAUGUAAUUGCUCUGCCUUUGCCAGCGACCGACGAGCUCGAUUUGCGGGACAGGGGAUUUGGGCCAAGAGCAGCAGCUUGUGAUGUAGAUUUGCCUUUCAGAGUAGCGGAUAAAGCGAGGGCACUGUCUGGAGAUUGGCCGUUGCGGUAUUGGCUAUGUAAUUGGUCGGACGACGAGGAGCAUUCUUUCACGAGGGACGUGAGCCUGUGAUUUACCAGGGGACUGCGGUUCUGGACAUGUAGUCUGGCGGUUUAGGGAGCAUCGAGGUCGCUCAGUAAACUUUCAUCUCUCGGACUGUCUUCUGAUUAGCAUGUAGUUGUCGAGCCUCGGGGGAGUCACUACAGCUGAUUAUGUAGAACACAGAGCAAGGAUUUCAUCGCAGCGGAGGAUGUAAAUCGUGGGAGGCGGAGUCUAACCCGUGAUAUCAUGUAAUCUGUUUUUCUGACGCUCUUUGAGAAAGUUCAUUACUGAAAUCAUCUGUCGGUCAUCCGAGAGCUGAUUAUGUAAUCAAUCUGGCCUAAUCGUCGGGAGAGUUGAUCAUGUAAUCUAUCACUCACAGUCCAGAGACUUAGUCGAUCAUGUAAACACCUGCCCACGAGAGCCGAAUCGAGUAGCUGAUUAUGUAAGCAAUCUGGAAAGGAGGUUAUGUAAACACGUGCCGACUGGAGUCCCGCAGCUGCGGCUGUACGCCGAAUAUCGGAGGGAGAUAGUGAAGAAGUGGAGUAAUCGGUUCAAUCAUGUAGCAAGAGAUCUGAGUUUUCGAAGUAUUGGUGGGACGCGUAAAGCUCACAGAUCUGGAGAGAGCGCAGAGAUAAGGGUGAUCAUGUAGGUCACAGGGCGGAUGCUAGAGCUCUCCCUUCUCUUUCCUGGUCGGACCGUUUUACUGCAAGAGGUCAAUCCGAAGGUUCGUGAUAUAUGGCAAUUGCAGAAUACCGGGCACAGACAAUUCUCUCUGUCAGAAGAAUAUUGAUAUUUGAUGACCGAUAGGGGAUGCCGGGCUAUCCCAACCCGUUGUUGAAUCUGCAGCCCAAGGAUCUUCUCGUACUCACGGAUUGCAGGUUCCUCCGAACGGACCUUUUCUAUAUAUCAUACAGCGUGAGGCAGUAUCCACGCUAGAAGGUGGAGGUAAUCAGUGGAAGUGGGGGUGAAGAGAGGAGAGGGCACUGAGUCAACCAUCGGUGGAAGUGGAGGUGAAGAGAAGGGAGAGCAUUCACUAACAUGCAGCAAGGAGGAGGCCAGGGCUCGGAGGGUCGCCAUCCCUCGAGCCCUCGGGGUGCAGGAGGAGGCGGAGGAGGAGGAGGAAAUCUCAACAAGUUCUCUCUCCUCGGCCAGCAGCUGACCUACGCACAGCAGCAGAAUCCUGCACCUCCAUCUAACAUGGGCUUCUCCCUGGGUGUUCACCCACAGCAGCAGCAGGUCCAGAAUCACCAGUCCCACUCGCAGGCCUUCGCGCAGGCUCAAACCAUGAGCGGUGGUGGAGGCGGCAACGAACGAGGGUAUGCUAAUUUUCUGCAGAGCCCGGGCGUGGUCGGAGGAGGAGGACCGUCCUUCAAUCAGAACAAUAACCAGAACAACGCUCAUUUCAUGAGCCAAGUUCCGCAGUCGGGGCAGGACUUGUUCAACAAAAACAACAUGGCAAUGGGCCUGCAAGGCUCGCAGGGCCAGGAGGCAAUAAUGUCCGCCCUGCAGAUAAUCCAGCAAAAAAUCGUCCAUCUUCAGGCCAUCGUCCCGUAUUUGGCCUCUGGUCAAGCCCAGGGCGCCGGCAACAACCAGGCCCAGCAACAGCAGACAGCCGCAGCCAGCACCAUCAACAUGAUCAACCAGCUCGCCGCUGUCGCCACCUCGAUGCUUCCCUGUCAGGCUCAAGCUCCCCAGCAGAGCCCGUCCGUCCCCAAUCAUCAGCAGCAGGGCCCCAUGGGCAGCAACAACUUCCCGGGCCCUCCCAACAACAACCAGCUGAGCGAGAUCAUCCAGCACCUGGGCGAGUCAAUUCCCCCGCAGGCCUUCAAUUUUUUCCAGCAGCAGGGGCCGCCCUCCAUGAACAAUCCCGCAAUGGGCAAUUCCAUGGCCAGCGGCUUCUCGGGCAUGCAAGGCAAUGGGAGCAACAACAAUCUGGCCGCAACUCUUCCGGGGCAACUGGGGGCAGGUCUCGUGGGAGGCCUGAGUGGAGUGUUCGGCUGCGAUGGAGGGAAUGGAAAUCCGAAUUCCGGGCAGAAUUUGAGGAACAAGGAGCUCGGCAGCGGGCUCAGCAACCAGAUGGGGAAUGGCAUUGCGAGGAACACUCUCGGGACUGCGGGCGGGGGAAUGGAAUCCAGCGUCAUGUCCAACAGGCCGUCGUCGCAUUCGUCCAUGGCGAACUCGCCCCCGCAGAUGGAUGAGGACGGAGGCCGAAGACGCGCGCGGGACGAGGACGAUGACGGCGAGGGCGAGAAGCUCGAUCCCUCGGAGUACGAGCUCAUCGAGAUGGACGCCAUCGAGAUUCUAGCAGAGCACACUCAUUUCUGUGAGAUUUGCGGGAAGGGGUUCAAGCGCGAUGCCAAUCUGCGGAUGCACAUGAGGGGCCACGGCGAUGAGUACAAGACUCCUGCGGCCUUGGCCCGGCCCGACAAAGCUGUGCACGAUCAGGCAGCUGUGAAAGAGCGGCGCUACUCGUGCCCUUACGCCGGCUGCAAGCGCAACAAAAAGCACCGCAAAUUCGCGCCCUUGAAGACGAUGCUGUGCGUGAAGAACCACUACAGGCGCAGCCACUGCCCCAAGAUGCUGGCGUGCCAGAAGUGCAAGAGCAAGAAAUUCUCGGUGGUGGCGGAUCUGAAGACGCACGAGAAGCACUGCGGCUGCGAUAAGUGGCAAUGCUCGUGCGGGACCACCUUCUCCCGCAAGGACAAGCUGCUGGGCCACAUUGCUCUGUUCCAGGGCCACACGCCCGCCGUGCCUCUGGGCGAUGUGGACGGCCACCGCGAGCUCGACUCCAUCGAUCUGAGCUCCUCCAACCCGAACCUCGUGCAGCAGCAGCAGCAGCAGUCUGUGAACAACUCCUCGGGCUACAAUCUGUCGGGCAAUAGCUCCGGGAUGGGGAGUGGAAUGGGGCUCUCAGGGCUCUCGUCCGGCAUGGGCGGGGGAGGCAAUGGCAACAGCCUGGGCCACGUGAUGACGGGCAUGCACGGCCGCAUCGCCGACGAGUCGGACGGCACGCCCUCGAACUCCUACUCUGGAGCAGGCUCGAGCCUUCUCCCCCAGUCCUCGAUGCUGUCCAAUCUCUUCACCAGCAACUUCAUGGAAGGCUCCAACGGAGGGAGCUCGGCCCACCUUCACUAAUCCGUAAUUGUGGAUUUGCAAGUCCUGGUUGUGAAAUCGUUCAGAUGUGGCCUUAUGGUCGGAUGUAGAGAGGUGAAAGCGACUUUGCUCUUCAUGUGGGCAGGGGCUACAGCUUGCAUUUCCAUGUGGUGACGUCGAGGACGAGGAGGAUGAUGAGGAGGAGGAGGAGGAGGAGGAGAUGGAGGAAGAGUGAGCGAGGAGGAGGAGGAGAUGGAGGAAGAGUGAGCGAGAGGUAGAGGUGGCUGAGGAACAGGCUCACAUGCUAAAAGGGAGGAUUAGCUCGAUGAUAGAGCAGAGGACUCGAUGCUCAAUGACGAAGGACUCCGACGAGAAAUGCUUCUCCGAGGUGUGAGAAAUUCCGGCCGUUCCAUCUUUUCUCUUUCACUGUCGGCUCCUUCACGGGGGCCGAGGCGAGUUUUCAUCUGAAAACUGAGAUGGAAUGUUUGCGUGUCUCAUUUCAUUGCCGUCGUUUCUCCGUUCCGAGUCCGGUUUUCAAAUGAAAACUGUGAUAUUUGUUUGAUGAGACUGCGCUUAUCAUCUCACCUCAGACAGAUCUCGACCCGCUCGGUGUCGAGCGACUGAACACUUUGUUGCAAAGUUUGACAACGGUUGUCUGUGAGGAAACUCGUGUUUUAAUCUGUUGGAAUUGAAAAAAAACAUCGUAAAAUUCUUAAUAUGUUGAGUCUCACGUCUGUGUAUGAUCUGCUAAUUGUAUAUGUCACGCGCGUAUCCAAAAUGGAUAUUUCCUCCCCGCUAUCUGAGAUUAGCAUACGAGAUAAUUCACUG
This is a messenger RNA of Marchantia polymorpha subsp. ruderalis, 4686 nucleotides long. NCBI's taxonomy places the organism in Eukaryota, Viridiplantae, Streptophyta, Marchantiopsida, Marchantiales, Marchantiaceae. The record is from the annotation of a GenBank genome assembly.